This is a messenger RNA of Caenorhabditis elegans, 1041 nucleotides long. RefSeq names its product Serpentine receptor class r-10 (gene str-170). The record is from RefSeq and is marked reviewed. The transcript has 7 exons. Gene Ontology annotation, cellular component: ciliary membrane. Gene Ontology annotation, biological process: detection of chemical stimulus involved in sensory perception of smell. The coding region runs from base 1 to 1041 and encodes 346 amino acids. NCBI's taxonomy places the organism in Eukaryota, Metazoa, Nematoda, Chromadorea, Rhabditida, Rhabditidae.
AUGGAAAUCAAAGAAUUUGAAUCUCUGAAAACACUGAUUCAACUGAUUUCUUACUGUUUCGCUCUCACUUCAAAUACUCUUCUCAUCUUUUUAAUUGUCACAAAAUCACCAAAAAAAAUGGGAACUUAUCGAAGUCUCAUGUGCUACUUCUGCAUCAUUUCCUUGAUUUUCACAACUUUGGAUGUCAUUGUGAAGCCUAACAUCUACAGCCGAGAAAGUGCAUUUUUCAUGAUGAUGGACCUCAGAAAUCGAAUGUUGCCGAGAUAUAUUGAAGAAUGCUUGAUGAGUGUUCUUUGUGGAUGCUGUGGAAUGGCUAUUUAUGGAAUUGCAAUCCAUUUCGUCUAUCGGUAUUUUGCAUUGGAGAGACAAGGCCGUCUUCGUUUUUUCAAAGGAGCUUAUCAAAUCUUCUGGUUUUUUAUUCCAAUAUUCGGCUGCCUUAACUGGACAUUCAUAGCUGGCUACUUUUUUGCUAUGAAUCCAAUUUCUACAGGAUACAUCGCGCCAAUGAUUGAGGAAAUGUACAAUAUCUCAAUAAAUGAUGCAGCGUACUCUGCAGCAGUCUUCUGGCCACCCAACGAGCAGGGAGUCGUGGAAUUUCAUUGGAGAUCAGGACUUGGGUUGAUCAAUUUGGUGACUUCUAUGUCAUUGUCAUUGUCAGUGGUGAUAUAUACUGGAGUGAAGAGUUUGAAGAAAAUCAAACAAUUAUUGGGAAGAUUGGAAUCAAAGUUUUCGAAAAACUUGCAAAUGCAAUUGUACAAAGCGUUGGUGGCACAGACCCUGAUCCCAGUGCUUUUCAUUUUCAUCCCAUUUGGUAUCCUCUUCACUUGUCCUUUAUUUCUAAUCGAUUGUGAAUUUCUAUCAGCACCAAUUACAGUAAUCUAUGCAGUAUACCCUGCUCUGGAUCCUCUGCCAUGUUUAUUUUUUGUCGACAAUUACAGAAAUUUUAUUGCAGGGUUAUUUUCAAAAAAUAAGAAGAAAAUCGCAAAAGUUUCUGUGGUGACAGAUGAUUGUAUCUCGAAGAACAUUUAUUCGCAGCGAUAA